Ostertagia ostertagi is the source of this 438-nucleotide messenger RNA. NCBI's taxonomy places the organism in Eukaryota, Metazoa, Nematoda, Chromadorea, Rhabditida, Trichostrongylidae. The record is from the annotation of a GenBank genome assembly.
AUGGCGUCAAGGCGAUUGUUAGACACUCCAAGAGAAAGGGCCCAAUGCCGAGGAGAAAGAAAAGAAGAAGGAGAAAACGAAGAAAAGUCAAAUGACGUGCGGGUUGUUUUGCUUGGAGCCGAAGAGAAAAAAGCGAUGUGUCAGAAACGUGGUCCGGUGGUCGAUUUGAAGCAGCUCGGAUGGGGUCGAUGGGUGAUUGCUCCAGCGGAUUUCGAGGCCGGAUUCUGCUCUGGAAUAUGCCCAAAUCCGCUUCCAAAGGAAAUGCAUCCAUCAAACCACGCCCUGCUACAGACCCUACUGAAAUCUGCCUCAGUGCCAUCUGUGUGCUGUUCACCGUCGCAGACGCGUUCGUUGACGAUCUUUUAUCGAGACGAACUUGGUCGAUCGACCAUUCGGAACUUUGAGGAUAUGAUUAUUGAGUCUUGUGCUUGUCAGUAG